UAUAAAUUUAGUGCUUAAUUUUUGUGAUUUGAUCUUAAGACAUGAAUAUGGGAUAGUGAUUUACUAAAAAAACACCUUUAACCAAUAAAUUAAACAUUGGAUUGAAUACAAACAUUCAUUAGUAAAUAAAAAAGUCGUUGGAACGGUCGGAGGCUCGGAGCCGUCCAUUUUUACCUUACAAAAUUUAACUCUUCUUUUUUUCCCUUCAAAUGCUUUAUCUUUCUCAGUAACCAAACAGGCCUCCUAUCCCGUUUAAAAUCCAAGGAACAGGAAAAAGAAAAGGAAAUACCUUUAAACCGUUUUCUUUUUCCUCCACGGCCAUUAAAAAAAAAAAUCAGUUAUUAUCUUUUUGGUUGAUGAGAUUAAGUUUCUUUUUCAAAUUAAUUUGAUUACUUUCCUCUAGUUAGCCAUUUAGGCUUUGUGAUCUUUUCUAGGGUUGUUUCAGAAAGAAAGGGAAAUUGCAUAUAUUUGUUUAUUGUAAGGUGCCAAGGAUUGAUAAUAUUUGUUCAAAUGAAGAAGCGGCAAUGAGGAGAGAGGCAGAGAAAUGGAGGUUAGAUCUGAGAAUAGUAUACAAGUGAGGUCCGACAAGUUCCUUAGUACAGUGAUUCCUAGGACUCGCCUUCAGGUUUGGUUCUUUAGAGUUUGUUCCAGCAUUUUGCUUUGGACUUGUUUGGUACACAUCGUCGCCGUUGCUGAGCUAUGGCAUCCUCGUUUGCUUACCGGUUUUACCAGCCGGAUUUCCUGGAUCACGCGCCCUCCUCUUCGUCUUCAACACUCGCUCCAUUCCCCUCCCCCUCUUGUUCCUCCCAGGUACUAUAGAAGUAAUGGUUUUCUUAAAGUUUCUUGCAAUGGGGGCUUGAAUCAAAUGCGUGCUGCGAUCUGUGACAUGGUAACUGUUGCCAGACUUUUAAAUCUCACUUUGGUUGUACCGGAGCUUGAUAAGAAAUCAUUCUGGGCGGACCCUAGCGAUUUUGAGGAUAUUUUUGAUGUCAGACAUUUCAUUGAUUCGCUAAGGGAUGAAGUUCGAAUUGUCAGAAGGCUACCAAAGAGGUUUAGUAGUAAAUACGGGUUUGAAGCUUUUCAGAUGCCUCCCGUUAGCUGGUCAAAUGAAAAAUACUACUUAGAACAGAUUCUACCACUGUUCAGUAAGCAUAAGGUGGUACACUUCAAUAGGACAGAUACACGACUUGCAAAUAAUGGGAUCCCACUCUCUCUUCAAAAACUGAGAUGCCGUGUUAAUUUCCAAGGACUGAAAUUUACUCCCCAGAUUGAGACAUUGGGGCACAAAUUGGUUCACAUUCUUCAAGAAAAGGGACCCGUUGUGGCAUUGCAUCUGAGAUAUGAGAUGGACAUGUUGGCUUUCUCAGGUUGUACACAUGGUUGCACUGUGGAAGAAGCCGAGGAGCUAAAAAGAUUGAGGUAUGCAUUCCCUUGGUGGAGAGAGAAAGAGAUAGUGUCUGAAGAGAGGAGACAGCAAGGGUUGUGCCCUCUGACACCGGAGGAAGCAACAUUAGUUUUGCAAGCAUUGGGUUUUACUAAGGAAACUCAGAUUUAUAUUGCUUCCGGUGAGAUUUAUGGCAGUGAACGGAGACUGGCACCACUAAGAGCUGCAUUUCCACGGAUUGUUAAAAAAGAAACACUAUUAGAUCCAGCGGAGCUGCAGCAAUUUCAGAACCAUUCAUCUCAGAUGGCAGCUUUAGACUUUAUGGUAACGCUUGCCAGCAAUACCUUCAUUCCCACAUAUGAUGGGAACAUGGCAAAAGUUGUAGAAGGUCAUCGCAGGUAUCUUGGGUUUAAAAAAAGUAUCCUGCCAGAUCGAAAGAAACUUGUUGAAUUGCUGGAUUUGCAUCAGAAUGGGACACUUCCAUGGAAUGAUUUUGCACUAGCUGUAAGGCAAGCGCAUGAAAAACGGAUGGGACAGCCCUUCCAUCGUCGGAUUAUUCCAGACAAACCAAAGGAGGAAGAUUAUUUCUAUGCAAAUCCUCAAGAGUGCCUUUGUGAGGGAACAGGUUGUGAAGACUUACUAGACCCUCGUAAAUCAAGUAAGCUACAAUGACUGCAGGUAAGCAGCUCUGAAACUCAGCUCGAAAUGGUUUCCACGCAACUGUUCCUAAACUUUAUGGACGAUAACCAGUCAGGUCCUGGAGAAAUGCUCUAAACAUCCAUGUAUAAAUGUACUUAAAAAGAGUUUUGUAAGAAACAACAGCAGGAAGUCCUCCAGGUUCCAUCUAGGCACAGAAAGAAAAAAAAGGAAACAUAUUUUAUCCCCUUUUUGCUUAUAGAUUUAUUUGUUUGUUGUCCCCCGCUUACCUGUUGAUUUUGUAUUCAGCACUGUCACAUAAUUCCACUGUUGAAUUAACCAAAUAUUUGUACAGUUUCCCUUGUCUCUAGUUCCUCAAGUGCCUUGAUGUGAAGAAUUGAUUUCUCAUCUUCUGAAUCUAGCACAAAUCAUCACACAAAAGGAAUGCAUAACCAGGAAAUCAUUAAUGAUUUUAUCUAGCUGCAGUUCAAUGUUAAAUUGUUAAGAAAUAUAGCUCGGGUUGAGGAUGGAUAAAAAGAGUAGCUACUAGGCAACAGAAAUCAUCUACCAAGCAAAAUUCCCUACAGCAAAACUACAACAUGAUUGAAGGGCAUUGUUAAAAUGUUGUGCAAACUAAAUUUGGACAGUCGUGAUGGGAAUUUCCUUCGAUCUUUAACACAUGGACCUUGAUAUAUAUUGCAAGUCUUUGACAUGACCUAGUUGGUCUCCCAGAAGAUGAUUUCACCUUGCUCUCCAACUAGACCAAGAUCUUUGAGCCUUCUUUCCUGGUAAUAUUCCAACUCAUCCAAUUCUGAUUCCCGUCCUUUAAAUAUCUCAUCAAUUUGCUGGAGCACCUUCUUUUCUCCUGCCCUGAUUCCUACAGCAAUUUUCAGCCUCGAAUCAAGAUUUUCGUCUUCCAUCAGCUUUUCAU
Molecule: messenger RNA, 2951 nt
Organism: Gossypium arboreum
Lineage: Eukaryota; Viridiplantae; Streptophyta; Magnoliopsida; Malvales; Malvaceae
Product: rhamnogalacturonan I rhamnosyltransferase 1
Exons: 8
Coding region: 545-2056 (503 amino acids)
Cellular component (GO): cytoplasm; chloroplast
Source: RefSeq, a predicted model, not a curated record